This is a messenger RNA of Triplophysa dalaica, 2005 nucleotides long. RefSeq names its product collagenase 3-like. The record is from RefSeq and is a predicted model, not a curated record. Gene Ontology annotation, cellular component: extracellular matrix. Gene Ontology annotation, biological process: proteolysis; extracellular matrix organization; collagen catabolic process. NCBI's taxonomy places the organism in Eukaryota, Metazoa, Chordata, Actinopteri, Cypriniformes, Nemacheilidae. The transcript is spliced from 10 exons. Gene Ontology annotation, molecular function: zinc ion binding; metalloendopeptidase activity. The coding region runs from base 56 to 1480 and encodes 474 amino acids.
AUCUGCCACCCGAAACCAUGUCAAACAAAAGAACCCUCAAGAAGCAUCUAUCAAGAUGAUCUGCUCCCAGUUGUGUUUCCUUACAGGUCUAGUCCUAGCGGUUCAUGCUGGACCAAUAUCACAACCUGCCGCCACAGAUCAAGGCGUUGCGGAGAGUUACCUCAAAAUGUUUUACAAUCUAACCGAUGAGGCUCCUGGUACCUUUCGCCGAGCAUCCACUGAAAUGAUUGAGAAGGUGAGACAGAUGCAGAAGUUUUUCAGGCUUAAGGUGACUGGAAAGGUGGACCAAGAGACCAUAGAGAUGAUGAAGAAACCCCGUUGUGGAGUUCCAGACGUUGCCGCGUACUCCACGUUCGGAGAGAGUCUCAAAUGGAGAACCAACAAGCUCACCUACAGGAUAGAAAAUUACACACCUGAUCUGUCGGUAGCCGAGGUGGACGAUUCCAUUAAUAAAGCCCUGCAGGUCUGGGCCAAAGUCACUCCGCUGAGAUUUACUCGUGUCAACAAAGGUGAAGCUGACAUCAUGAUCACCUUCGCAUCAAGAUAUCAUCGGGAUGCUUACCCUUUUGAUGGACCUUCUAACACCCUUGCUCAUGCCUUUGCUCCUGGCCCUGGAAUUGGUGGAGACGCACAUUUCGAUGAAGAUGAGACGUUCACGUUCCGUUCAUCAAAGGGGUUUGUCCUGUUCCUGGUGGCUGCCCAUGAGUUUGGUCAUUCUCUGGGUCUUUCUCAUUCAAACGUUCCCGGCGCUCUUAUGUAUCCCACGUACAGCUUCAAGGAUGUUGAUAGCUUCUCUCUGUCUUCGGAUGACAUCCAAGGAAUUCAGUCUCUCUAUGGUCGAAACACUGUCGGAACCCGUGACGUUCCUGAUGCAGAACCACCAACCAAUCCUGACGCUUGUGAUGCUAAAUUGAUCCUGGAUGCAGUUACAACUUUUAGGGGAGAAACAAUGUUCUUCAAAGACAAAUAUGUUUGGCGUAGCUCCCAAACACGUGCGGAGCAACAUCUAAUCCAAAGCUUGUGGCCCAACCUCCCAAAUAAUGUAGAUGCAUCUUAUGAGAGUCCAGUUCAGAAUAAAGUAUUUGUUUUCAAAGGUAAACGUGUCUGGGCACUUUCCGGCUACAAUGUUGUCAGGGGCUAUCCCACAUCUCUCAGCAUUCUGGGUCUGCCGUCAUCUGUGAGAGAAAUAACAGCUGCUGUCCAUGAUCAAAGAACUGGAAAAACCUUGCUCUUCACUGACAGCUAUUAUUAUAGCUUCGAUGAGAGAAGGCGCAGGAUGGAGGCAGGGUAUCCCAGACGAGUAGAAGAUGGAUUCCCAGGGAUGGCUGGAGUUGUUACCGCAGCCCAUUAUUUAAGAGGUUACAUAUAUCUCUACAGUGGGACAAACGUGUAUGAGUUCAGCUCUAGAAGAAGGCUUUACCGGGUGCUUCAGAACAAUCAACUCCUGCCCUGUGUAAAUAAAAACUACAAUUUGAAGUAACAUGAGUGUUUUCAAAACUGUAGCAUAACUUGAAUGUAUGUGUGCACGCUAUUAUUAAUCUAUUUAACAGUUUACUUAAAUAUAAAUGUUGUAAGAUUAUGAAUUUAAAAUGUCUGUAUUUUCAAAUAAACCAGAUUUCUUUGUUACCUAAAAGGCAUGUGAGAUUUUUUUUUUUUUUUCGUACUUGUUGACAUUAUAGUCACUGUGAAAUCUUUGCUUCUGGCAAAUUCAUAAGUGCAUGUCUUGACAGCACCUUGGGCAUGUAAAAAUAUAAUAAAAGGCUUUAUUAUUUUGGUGACUUACAGAUAGGAUAAAGGGUGUGCUGGAGCUCCUCUUGUAAACAGCCUCAGGAACUGCAUGUAUUUUCCCUUCAUUCACGUCAGGAUUUAGAAUAAAGACUUUUGCGUAGGCACGUGAUGUGCCCUGGGGAAAAUGUGAGAAGUUAUGUAACUCUAACAACAACUUUGCUACUGGCUAUAUGAGAUGAGUUAAUAUGUGUUGACAACUAUGGGAAACAGUUGAUUG